Morone saxatilis (striped sea-bass) is the source of this 5188-nucleotide messenger RNA. RefSeq names its product homeobox B3a (gene hoxb3a). Gene Ontology annotation, cellular component: nucleus. Gene Ontology annotation, biological process: regulation of transcription by RNA polymerase II. Lineage: Eukaryota; Metazoa; Chordata; Actinopteri; Moronidae. Gene Ontology annotation, molecular function: DNA-binding transcription factor activity, RNA polymerase II-specific; RNA polymerase II cis-regulatory region sequence-specific DNA binding. The record is from RefSeq and is a predicted model, not a curated record.
AGGAAAAAGACUGGAGCACGGCUGCGGUUAGUUGGAGGAUGUACAGAAGAAAAAACAGAAAAAGGAGAAGAAAAUAAAAGAGGAAAACAUGGUUGAAAGCGAAGUGACGGACGAUGGCAGUAAGGAGAGGCAUCGUGAGCUACAGAGGACCACACACAAGACCCCUUCUGCCAGGAGAGAGAGAGAGAGGGCAAAGAACAGAGAGAGAGACAGAGGAGGAGAAAAAGAAGACGUCUUGGAAGACACUUGGAAGACACCCCCCCACCCCCUCCUCCCUCCCUUCCACACACACACACAUAAACACUUAUACAUACACCUCCCCUUCCCACCCAUCAGCAAGCUAUUUUUUACACCCCACAAGUAUCCUACCAUAAGAAAAAAAAACUUUUUUCCUCCUCAAUGGAAAGAAGAAAACCCUUCCAAAGAAACUCCAACAAACCAGUCAGAGAGCCCUCACUGCGCAGAAGAAGAUGGCCCAGAGGUCGCUGAAAGUGGUGCCGUCUAAGUUCUUAGGAGCUUUCUGGAAGCCGUUUUCUUCCAUCAAAACAGCAGAAAAUAAGAGGAAAUCUUUCGGUCAGAUUGCAGGGGACCGUUGGAGAGACACCGUCACGUGACCCCCGGUACCAAAUGGUCUUCCGGCAGAGGCUCUCAACAAGGACCGGAGCACAAGAAGACGCCGCCACUUCUUUCAGAAAUGCAGAAGACAACAUACUACGACAACUCCUCGACACUUUUCGGUGGCUACUCGUCCUACCAGGUGCAGGGGGCGGCAGCGGCAGCAGCAGCAGCCGCCAAUGGCUUUGGGGGCUACGAUGCCCCGGUCCCAGUGUCCCACCACCAGCCGGCCUUCCAGUCGGCGACCCAUCUGGAUGUGGAUUCGUACCAGCGCUCUGCCUGCUCUUUACAGUCGCUGGGCAGUAACAGCAGCCACCAGCAGCAGCAGCAGCUAGCCAAGACCAAGGAGCUGAAUGGCAGCUGCAUGCGGCCCAGCCUGCCGUCUGAGCACCACCCCGGCUCCCAGGUGUCCCCUCCAUUGCCCCCCAACCCCAGCAACGGUAAUACCGGGGCUCAGCAGCCGGGGGGCAGUGCUGGGGCCUCCUCAGUCUCUAAACCAGGCCCCACUAAGUCGUCUAAUUCUUCCUCCUCCAUAUCGUCCUCCACAUCAUCCUCCGCCUCCUCACUGCCCCCCAACCCGACCAUGGCAAAGCAGAUCUUUCCCUGGAUGAAAGAGAGUCGGCAGACGACCAAGCAGAAAAACUGUUCACCCAGCAACAACUCUGGCAACGCAUCAGGAGGAGCUGAGAGUGGUAGCAGCGGGGAGAAGAGCCCUACCGGUGGGUCGUCAGCGUCAUCUAAACGGGCUCGUACGGCGUACACCAGCGCCCAGCUGGUUGAGCUGGAGAAGGAGUUCCACUUCAACCGGUACCUGUGCCGGCCGCGCCGUGUGGAGAUGGCCAACCUGCUUAACCUGUCCGAACGCCAGAUCAAGAUCUGGUUCCAGAAUCUGCGUUCCAGAAGCCGCGGCAUGAAGUACAAGAAGGACCAGAAGUUGAAGGGCCUCGGUGAGUCCAGCUCGUAGGGCGGCUUCACCGACUGGCCUUCCCCAACCGCCUGGACCAUGCAGUCUCCCCAGGCUUCCUCAACUCCAAUGCACCCCAUGGGACGGGGAGAGGCAGGUCCAGGCUACGAGCGGUGCCGGCAAUCUCCGCCAUCCUUUGGCCAGGCCCACCAGGGAGUGUUUUACUCAUGUCGCACUGCCUACUCAAUUGUCCCCAUGAAGGGCUGGCCCCCCCAGCAGAAGUUAUGCGGGCCCCAGACCCGGACUACGGCCGACUCAUCCCCACCACGCGGCCUUAGGUGCAGGCCAUACAACGCUGGCGUAAUGGGAACUCCCACCAACAUGAGGGCCAGGUCAGUCUACGUGGGGGUUGGCAGCUAUGUGACCCUAGGCCUUGGCUCGGGCCCCCCUCUUAUGUAUGGGGGCACACGCCACCUCGGCCCCAUCGCCCACCCCAGCCACCAAACCAUGGACACAAUGGCGCGGGGCCCAUGUCGGCCGGCCAACCAGCACCACGUCCCGGGUCCCUGUGACCCGCCCACACACCCUACGUACACCGAGCUGUCGGCGCACCACACCUCGACUCAGGGCAGAAUCCAGGAAGCACCCAAGCUCACUCACCUGUAGCAGGUUUGGAACAAAAAUGACAACGUAGGAAAUAGUGAAGACGACACAGAACAAGUAACACGACGCGACUCACUAACAGACUAACUAACAUGUGGGGACUUUACUGCUGCAACGGGACGGCAGGAGAGACAGAACGAGACAGACAGGAGCCAUCCAGUGGUUUGUCCCGUGCUCUAUAGCCACAAAGGGGAACAAUCAGUGUUUGGUGUUGUCCAGCACCACCCUGUUUCCACUGCCUUCAUCAAGUGUAGUUCAUUUAAUUAAAAAAACAAAGGCUGUGCCUGUUACCAAGUAGCAGUGAUGGACCCAAACCAUUCAUGUCAAUAAAAGUACUGAAAUCAAUGAUAGUUGCCAAAAAUUCCAAGAAUUUUUUAAGCUGGGACCAAACUUACUAAUUUACUCUCCACUACUGAAAUCCUCAUUCAGGAGAACAGGAAACCAAAACAUUUAAACCUUUUAACAUUAAUCAGUUUGUUAACUUCCCAUAAAAAUGGUGGCUUGCUUAAUAAUCAGAGAUUUAUUUUUCAUUUUAGAACUCUUGGCUACUUUUACGCAUGCUUAUGAGUAAUUUACACUCUACUCUGAGUGUAUUUCUUGGUCCCUGGGCAGCGAAGCAUAUUGCAGGCGUGGGAGACGAGGUGUACAGUCCAAUUGUCUCCCACGUCCCCCUGGGGACAAUAAAUGUCAGGACACUCGUCUUGUGGCACUGGUGCAGAGACAUAUUGGCAGCUGUAUGGCAUAACAGGGUCUAUGGUGAGCACCAUUGUUUGGUCAGUAUUCAUUAGACUGAUAAUCUACUGCACAGUCAGUCUGAAAACUGCAACAUGGACUACUGUAUUCAAACAAAGCAGAUGUCAGAAGGCAAAAUGUCAGAUUUUGAUUAAGAAAACUUCUCAAGAGACCAAAAAAAAACUAAAAUGAAAAAAAAAUCUAUCAGUAUGAUAUGAUAUAUAUAUUUAAAUAAUUUAAAUAAUUGCAGCAUUAUUACACUGUCACAAAAGUCUUCCUCUGUGGAUUCCUAAUUCAUUAUUGGACUGCUAAGCUAUUUUUGCGUGGGCGGAGCAAAUUUGCAGCAGUAGCUCAGUUAGCAGUAGCAUGUUGUAAAAAAGAAAAGCCUGUAAUGGCUCUGUUAGAGCUAGUAUGUGCUUUAAAAUUGUUCUUUGAUAAUAAAAUCUCCCCCCUAAGACACACACAUAUACAAACAGCUCUCCCGCCUGGUAAAUGAAAUAGUUGAGAUUUUAAUGGGCAGUUAACGAGGUGGUUAGAUUUAUGACGCUGAGCUCUCUCCCCCUCCAGGCAACACAUGUUGUUGUCAGCCGAGCUGAGCUAUGUGGAGGGUUCUGCCUCUCCAUCAGCCGGAGAGAGAGCGAGAGAGAGAACAGAAAUAUAUGGCUGGAGCUGGCAGCACUCGUCUUCCUCUGUUCCCCUCGUUCCACGAAGCACAUAAAAACCACUGGACGGUCAUCUCUUCACUGUCUCUUUUUGCCUCAUGCCGUACCCGUCUCUGUCCGUCCAGACUGAAUCACUACUAACCCUCUGUCUCCUGUCUGUGGCAGCAGCACAUGGCUUCUGAAGGAGGCAAAAUUUCCCACAAUCCGCCACAGACCACCCCCCUCCCACCCCACACACACACACACACAUCCAUCACCACACAUGCACCACUCAGCACCCCUCCCAUCACUCUUAACAGGGUUUAAGAAGCUACAAGCUCAAAGGCUAAACUAGCUCCCAUAGACACACAUCUGUGCUAAGCUACAUUAGCUAAUCACUCCUUUACACACACACACACACAGCAAUGCUAAGCUAGCUUCCUUUCGUUGACACACAUCUACAGCCAGGUUACGCCAGCUGUUGACAUCUUCAAACAAACACAUGAGAGGACAUGGAAGAGAAAUUUUUAAUGUUCUUACUUUAGCACAUCAUCGACACAGGGUAAAUAAUAAGAGUGGAGAACUAUUUAUUUAUGUUUGGGUAAGUCAUUGCCCUCCUCUCUCUCUCUCUCUCUCUCUUCCCCCUCUCUCUCUCUCUCUCUCUAUCACUUUGGAAGGGUUCACUUUCAUUAGCGGACACCAAUGCGUAAAAGUCCACAUUUUAUAUUAUUUUCUUUUGUUCUCACAUAUCUUGACUUUUAACGUGGAUACAGGGUAUAUAUUUGAACAAAAAUGCAUGUCCCAGAAAUCUGAGCUGAUGUGUAUCACACAUUUUUGAAAACAACUGGGUUUAUUUGUUUGAACCGUCAGUGAGGGGAGUCUAGGAAAACACACACACGAGACCCUUACAGACUGUUUCAGCCAAACUGAAAACAAGCUGCGUGUGUGGCUGACCCCUGCUACACUCUCUGCUGUUCUGGAAAUAAACCUGUCAUAUGGUUUUUAAAAGUGCAGAUUUACACAAACUCGUUUCACAUCUGGGCAUCAUUGUUGCACUUAGAGUUUACAUUUUGAUGGUUAAAGGUAAAAAAUAAUAAUAAAAUCUUAUUUUGAAGACGGAAGGCCCUCCAAUCAAAGCGUCUUUCGCCAAUGUGUGUUCAAGUGAACAUUCAUAUAUAAAUAUUUAUUUGUUAUAGCCAGUUUAAAAAGACUUUCUGUUUUGUAUUAUUAUUAUUUAUCCUUCAUGUAUUUAUAUCGAGAAAAAAUACUGUACUUUUUUAGUAUUUACCUGUUAUGAAAGAAAAAAAAAACAACAUUGUGUUUCUUCUUGUCCAUUGUACUGAAGUUACAUUUUUUAGUUCUUGUAUUUUAGAAGAAAAUAAGUAGUUUUUAUGUUCCUAUAAUGACCCUUGUACAUAAAUGUCUUGGCUUGUACAGGGAAAAAGGCAAGGGUGGGGAUUGGUGACCCAUCCGUGCAUAGUCGGAAAAUUUAGACAAACUAUUAGCUGGAAAAAAGAACGAGUCUUUUUGGAAAAAAACAACUUCUUCCUUUGUCCUUUGUAGCUCCUUUUUCUUUCAUUGUUGAGAGAGUUGUCUGUCAAACAAUUCUUUAAUAAAAUGUUAUGUUAUUCAG